Molecule: messenger RNA, 1057 nt
Organism: Phyllostomus discolor (pale spear-nosed bat)
Lineage: Eukaryota; Metazoa; Chordata; Mammalia; Chiroptera; Phyllostomidae
Product: testisin
Exons: 6
Coding region: 1-1026 (341 amino acids)
Biological process (GO): proteolysis
Molecular function (GO): serine-type endopeptidase activity
Source: RefSeq, a predicted model, not a curated record
AUGGGUGCUCCAGUCGCGGCGCUGCUGCUGGUGCAGCUGUUGGUGCCAGUGGAACUCGAGAUGCUGGGGUGGCAGGAUCAGGACGUGCUGUUUCCAGGUGGGGAGGGUGGGCAGAUACGUGUGUCUCCUGUAGCUCAGCCCUAUGUCGAUCUGUCCAUCCCAGGGCCAUGUGGCCAACGGGCCAUCGGGUCGCGUGUGGUGGGCGGAAAGGACGCAGAUCGUGGGCGCUGGCCAUGGCAGGGCAGCCUACGCCUGUGGGGUUCCCACACCUGCGGAGGGAGCCUGCUCAACCGGCGCUGGGUGCUCUCCGCAGCGCACUGCUUUGAAAAGAACAAUGACCCCUAUGAGUGGACAGUCCAGUUUGGUGAGCUGUCUGCCAUGCCGUCCAUCUGGAACCUGCAGGCCUACUACAACCGUUACAAGGUGGACGAGAUCAUUUUCAGUCCCAAGUACCUGGGGGCUUCAGCCUACGACAUUGCCAUGCUGAGACUGUCCUCCGCUGUCACCUACAACAAGUACAUCCAGCCCAUCUGUGUCCUGGCCUCUUCCAUCGACUUCCAGAACCGGUCUGACUGCUGGGUGACCGGCUGGGGGGACAUCCAAGAAGAUCAGGAGCUGCCAUCUCCCUACAUCCUCCAGGAAGUGCAGGUCGGCAUCAUAAACACCACCAUGUGUAACUACCUCUUCUCACAGUCUCCUUUCCGCUAUAAUAUCUGGGGAGACAUGGUUUGCGCCGGCGACCCUCAAGGUGGCAAAGACUCCUGCUUCGGUGACUCAGGCGGACCUUUGGCCUGCGAGAGGAAAGGGCUGUGGUAUCAGGUUGGAAUCGUGAGCUGGGGAGUGGGCUGUGGUAGGCCCAACCGGCCCGGUGUCUACACCAACGUCAGUUUGCACUUCGAAUGGAUGCGGACGCUGAUUGCCCGCAGCAGCAUUCACAGGCCAGACCCCUGGCUGCUGCUCCUGUGCCUCCCCCUCCUCUGGAGCACCCCAUUCCUGCAGCCCUCCAGAGUCCAACAGAGCUCGUGAGAGUCAGGGCCAUCUGCUGCCUCAGACCCAG